GGAAGCCGCUAGGCCGUGAAGCUUUCCGUGUUUUGGAGCUAAAAUAAAGGACUUGUCUUAGCAAUGAGUUGCCGUAACAAUUUGCAGUUUUAUUGUAUUCCAAAGGAUAUUAACCGAAGAAGGGUUUGGUAGAAGAGAAUUCGUAGGAAGAACUUCUCGCCGACUGACAACACGCGGCUCUGCUCAGUGCAUUUCUUUGGAGGUCAGAAAUCUGAUGAAAUAGACAGUGUGUCCUACAGUCCUUCCAUUUUCAAAUACAGCCAUGUGAAACGAAAGCUUACAAGGUCAACAAAAAACAGCUUAGCGACGACCAGAGUGUCAAAGGCACUCCCACAUGACCGAAGGAAAGGUCGAAAACUGCAAGCUGAAACUGCAAAAGGGCGUCCUAAACCAGAGGUUUGUAGUCCAGAAAACCCUAAAGUGUGGAGUCAGUGUUUACCAGCAGACAACCCAUUAAAAGAGCAUGAUUAUUGCAAGGGGCAGGUAGAUUUGCAGUCAAUGAACACAGAACAAUCCAUAGUCAAUGAACUGCUAGAACUGUACUGCAGAGUAAAAGAACUUGAUGAGGAAAAACGAAAAUCUCCGUUCAAAAUGCCUUCUCUUAGAACAAGUAAGGCUAGACGACAGCAAAUUCCAAUUUUGAACUGGGUUCCCCAGCUAUGAAACCUUCGCAGCUUUGUUGUAACUACCUGGAAGGUGUUGGAGCUAUAGGAAGAAUGAGACAAUGGAGAGGUAGUAAAAUGUUUUCAAAGAAUCCUUAUCCAAAGAAAGCAGCUAGAAUUGCCAAGCUGACUCCAGAAGAACUAUUCAUGGUUCUUGAACGAUUAAGGGUAGGACUGACCAUAACUGACUUGUCGUUACGAUUUGGAAUAAGCGAGUCUAGUCUCACUACGAUCUUUACCUCAUGGAUUAAUGUGCUGUUCUUUCAUUUAAAAGAUUUGUGUGAAAUGGAUGGAAAGGCAAAGCAGUUUUCCAAAUUCCCAUGCUUGAAAGUAAUCAUUGAUUGUACAGAAAUUUUUACUCAAAAGCCUUCGUGCCUACAAGCCAACAAAGAUAUAUACUCCAAAGGUCACACAACCUUUGAUUUCCUUGUUAGAAUAGACCCCCAUGGGGCUAUUGUGUGUCUCACAAGCUGGGGUGGAAGGACAUCUCACAAACAUAUCACUGCCAACUCCCCUGGCUUAACUACAAAAUUGAACAGGGGUGAUGAGCUUAUGGCAGACCGAGGAUUUGCUGUACAUGACCCGUUUGCUGAUAUGGGCGUGAAAGUGACCACUCCAGAUUUCAAAAGGGAAGGAAGAUCUCAACGAAACAAAAUGGAAGGAAAAUUAUCAGAAAAAAUUGCAGAGGCAAGAAUUCAUGUUGAAAGGGCAAUUCAACAAAUUAAAUCAUUUCACAUUUUAGACGAUGAAGUCCACUUAUGCAUGGCUCAUUUGGCUGAGUAAAUAUUCAGUCUGUUCCUACUUGAUUAAUUUUCAAAGCCCAAUUUUACAGCAAUAACAUGAUUAUUGGGUUGUGCCUUUAUCCACUGAACAAAAACUAUUAGUUUAAAUAGAGCAUGAGAAUAGUCUAUCCACACGAGAAAAGUUAAAAUUCCAAAGAGAGGGGGGUUGAGAAGUUUUUGUUUUCCUCAGGCAUUUUUUUAAAGAGAGUUGGUUUUUUAGAACAACCCUUCCUCCACUUACUCUAAGAUGAAACACGAAUCGCCAAGUAGAGGUA
Messenger RNA from Stylophora pistillata, 1719 nucleotides. RefSeq lists its product as uncharacterized. The record is from RefSeq and is a predicted model, not a curated record. NCBI's taxonomy places the organism in Eukaryota, Metazoa, Cnidaria, Anthozoa, Scleractinia, Pocilloporidae.